CCUAUCCGCGGCGAGCUUAAGAUCCUGGAGUUCGGUCGCCGCGCACUGCUUGCGAAGUUCGCGUCCGGCUAUAAGGUAAUGUCGCUGCUAUUAACCUGCUUUAUCGACGCCUUUAGUCUGUUUCGCAAUAUAACUCGGUCAUUAAUGGGUUUCUACUUCUAG
Messenger RNA from Zymoseptoria tritici IPO323, 162 nucleotides. RefSeq lists its product as uncharacterized. The annotation marks the transcript as partial. The record is from RefSeq and is a predicted model, not a curated record. The transcript has a single exon. NCBI's taxonomy places the organism in Eukaryota, Fungi, Ascomycota, Dothideomycetes, Mycosphaerellales, Mycosphaerellaceae.